AUGAUCGUCGACACAAGCUCUCCGCCCAAAAGAACCCGGGAAAGCACAUCCAAAGUCCGAACCGGGUGCAGCACCUGCAAAGCUCGUCGCGUAAAAUGUGAUGAAGCGAAGCCCGUUUGUCGACGGUGCACCGUCGGAAGCCGGAAAUGCGAGUACAAGUCGACAAGUCCAGCACGAUCACCCCAUCAUAACGUGAUCACUGUUUAUGUUCCCCCUACGAAAAGUCAGCCGGCAUUUUUCGAAAACACAAGUGGCCUUGAUUUCUUUCACACCAACAUUGGCACGAUACUUGACGGACAGUUUGAUUCAGAGUUUUGGAGGAAGCUUGUCCCACAGUUAUCACACUCCGAGCCGUCGAUCCGACAUGCAGUGUCGGCAGUUAGUGCAGUUUACCGUGAUGUUGAGGCAUCAUUGCGGCAUCCAUCAGGGUUUGUGAAGGCCAACCCCGAGGCACAGAGAGAAUGGAAGCUCGCACUCAAGAGCCUCUCUGCUCGAAUUCAGACGAACCCAAACUCCAGCCUGGUACCUUUGGUCUGCUGUCUUCUGUUCACAUGCAUCGAGUUCCUUAGAGGCGAUGCCGACUUAUCAAUGCUUCACAUCCACAACGGGUUCAACAUUCUGGCCCCCCUCCGACCCAACAGCGGCGCCACACCGGAGACAGGGUCAAGGACCCCCUGCAACGAUCUCACCUUGAUUCAGGAUCACAUCUUCCCAAUGUUCUCACGCCUGGGCAUCCUCUCCUGUCUGGCCGGUAGAUUUACCCCGCCAGUCUACAUGCAUACGGAAGAGGACGAAUCUCCACACAAGGACUUUGAGGACGCUAGACGGCGGUUAUUCGCUAUCGCUGACGCCUGCAUUCGGUUCAUCAACGCGGUCAGUCCCAAGGCAGACACGCUGCUUGUGGGCAUUGAUGACCUUGUUGAGCAGGCCAAGCUGCAGACCAGAUUAGAAGUAUGGCACAGGCAGUUCGAUGAUCUCUUGAAACGGCUGCAGUCUGUCGGCAACCCGCCCAACCCAGACGCGGUCAACAUCCUUCUCGUAAACCACAAAGUCGUCAACAUUUGGACACGAGUCUGCACUACAUCUCAGGAAACAGACACAGAUGUUUACAGAUCAGACUUUGACGAGCUGGUGACGUACGCAGAGCAAGUCAUCAAGCCAGGCAAGGUACAGGCAGGACCACAACUUCUUUCAUUCGACGUCCAACUCCUGGCACCGCUAUUCUACGCCGCGCUGAAAUGCCGUCACUCGUCAAUACGAUGGCGUGCCCUGGAGCUGCUCCGUCUGGCACCCCGACGAGAAGGUUUAUGGAACGCGCACCACGCAUAUCUCACGGCCAAGCGCAUAGUCGAGCUGGAAGAACAGCAUCUAGGUGGAGAAGGAGCUCUACCCGACGAGACGUCGAGACUUUUUGGUCUGCCUCUACCUGAUGACCAGUCACGGGUCUACAACCUGUGCGAGCUGCCAUUUGACUUUCGUACGUUCGAUCAUAGUGUGGUGGCCAGCCCAACGUGCCCAGGCACGCUUGAGGCCAAGUUUCAGACCAGACCAAUGGGUGUGUUUGGAGAGUUCCAGAAUUUCACGGAGUACAUCAAGUUAUGA
Molecule: messenger RNA, 1602 nt
Organism: Colletotrichum paranaense
Lineage: Eukaryota; Fungi; Ascomycota; Sordariomycetes; Glomerellales; Glomerellaceae
Exons: 1
Coding region: 1-1602 (533 amino acids)
Biological process (GO): regulation of DNA-templated transcription
Molecular function (GO): zinc ion binding; DNA-binding transcription factor activity, RNA polymerase II-specific
Source: RefSeq, a predicted model, not a curated record